CCCAUGGAGUUGCAACAACUUGUUGCCGUGACUGUGAACACUUUUGAUAAAAACAUCCCCAUUGUAAAGGUGUCCAUAGCUUUGCAAGAUGACAGUUCAGUUCUAGGGGAAGAUGUCAAAAGGAAAGUCUGUGAAGAACUUGGUCUGAAGCCAAGCAGCCAUGAAUUGUUUUCACUAUUUACCUGCAACUCAAAAGCUGAAAUCUUACAACGUGUCCGAGACACAUAUCAAAUAGCUUGUCCAGUGAAAGGCUUGGUGCUUAAAAAAUGGUGCUUCAUCCAGAAACAAGAAAACCAGGUCAUCAGAGAUGAUGGAGCAGCUUGUCAUUUGGUGUUUUCCCAGGCGGAGAAUGACAUCAUAACAGGGAGACUGGUGCCAAACAAAGAACAGGAGCAAAAGCUUGAAGAGUACUUGGACCCGGGGUUUACACUUGAGACACAAUAUAUAUGUGAAUGCCAGUCAAUAAAGAACUACUUUUCUAUCCGCGUAGACGACUGUUCCAUGUCUCUGAGUUUUGAGGACGAAUUUACUCCACUAUCCCUCUCUAAACAGCUGGUUAGCAUAGUGAUAUCUUCUGAAGGUGUUACAGUGGACACAGGUCAACAUGCAGUGACCAUCCCACUGUUCUGUGUGAGAAGCUGGAGCAUUAACACUGUUUCAAGUCUCAUUCAGUACACUUACAAGAGUGGAACUGUCCCAGAUAUAACCUUGUCUUUAGGAUCAAAUCAGUUUCAGUACCUACAUGACGCAACGAUGGAAGCAAUUAAAGACUUUCGUAUAAAAUAUGCUGAUGCUUCAAGCUUCUUCUCAAGUAUGACCUCUACAUCGCCUGAUGGCGCCGUAAUUGUCCGAGAGAAUGCUGUUUUUGAUGCAGACAAGGCUAAGCAGUACCAUAUAGAUUUAAGUGCAAUUCAUUCAUAAUACCACUGGAACAGUAAUCUAAAGUUAGUUACAUGUACAAGACUUAUACCAUGGUGUGGUGACCGGUGUAUGUUUUGCGUCUCCACUUCCAUUUAAACUACUUUCAACACCGAAAAGGUCCAGGGCAAUGAUUUUGGGCAAGAAGCAGUUCAACAUUUGUUAAACUUUAUGACCGUAACAUAAUUUCAAGGUCAUAGGGAGAAAAGUGUAAAUAUCUUCAAAUUAUGUCCUCUCAAUACCUCUGGCCAAAGUAUUAGGAGGCCACUAGAGUGUUGGGAUGGAGGACUACCAUAUAAACUACGGUAAUUUGCGCAUUUUUUGUACUGAAAUAAAGUUUAAAGUUGGGGGUGCACAAAUUAUACAGGUAGGGACGUUUUCAGGGAGUGUUUUUACAGAUAAAAAAGAUCGUCAAUUCUCAAUGUCCGCCAUAUCUUGGAAAACGACGGAAAUUCUGCUAGGAAAGAUUAAUAGAUAUACACACAGCAAUUUAUUCUCGUUAAAUAUGUCAGAUAAUGAAGUGAUGUAUAGCUACCUACUAUAUGUGUUGAUAUUUGAGUUAAUUAGGGAUUCAUCACAAUUAAAUAGAAAUCAGUUCGGGAAAAACGUAACUAAAGAAAUGAUGUAACAGCGCCAUACUUCAAAGUUAAUAUUUAUUUUCACAAAUUCCUUAUAAAAAGAAGGAAUAUAUUCAAGCAGUGUUAUCAUAAACAGAUUGAUAAAACAACUAGCCUAUUAAUUGUAUUAGACAUUGUAUUGUUUGUUUAUUUAUUGUAUUGUUUAAAAGUCCAUCAAGAUAUGAUGGGCUUACCGAUCUUUAAAUCCCGGACUCCAUGGAACUAGGCCAAUUGUAAACUGAAUUCUUUUGUUUGAUUGAGAAAUCAUCACCUCUUAUCUGUUACUGGCUGUAAUCUAAUUAGGGUAGUAAGCCUUUUUAACAAUAUGAGUAAAAAAUGACCUUGACCUACUUUUCAAGUCCACAAGGAUUGAAUGUGUGAAAAGCUUUGUGUCUGGUAUGAAAAACAAAUAAUGAAUAUCUGAAGUCCAGUGUCACAAAAGCAUGAAGCUCUAUCGUGGUUUUUUUUUCAAAUUGUAUAUUUUACAUGUAGGAGUUACUAAAAAGAAAGAGUUAAUUUGAAUAUGAUGUCUUCACUUCACACACUGUAUGACAGGUGAGAGGCCCAUUGUUCCUCUUGUUAUAUUUUACAUUUUGAAUGUAAUUUUCAUUGUUUAUUAAGAUAUAUUUAGCAUUGCAUGACUCACAAGAGAGCCAAAAUAGAAAGUAUAACAAUGUCCUACAAAGACAAUGAUGUAAAUGUGCCCUCUUUAAUGACCGUAGCUGUUGAUAGGAUUCAAAACAAUUCAAAACUAAACCAGCUAGACUUAGGAAAGAAGUAUGCCAUGUAAAAUUUUGAAUCCCGGUACAUUUGGUUUUUACUUAAAUAGCAUACUCAUAUAAUCAGGUAUAGUCAACUUUCGAUAUUCCAUGGCUGUUUCAUAUGAUCUCUAGAGCUGUGUCUAAAUAAAUAUUUUGUCUUGCUUAAAAGUUAGAAACCUAUUCAAAUAUGGCAUAAAAUGGUUUCUGCUCAAUUUCUGUCCUGCAUACAGGGAAGGUUUUAUUGUUAUAGAGAACGCCAGUUGAUAAAAUCAAACCUUGUUUAAAUCGACCCACUGUCACAUACAUCAAAUGUUUGUAAAGUCUACGUGGUCACAUAUCAAAUGUUUGUAUAUUCUAAGUAAGUGGUCACAUACAUCAAAUGUUUGUAUAUUCUACGUGGUCACAUACAUCAAAUGUUUGUAUAGUCUACGUGGUCACAUACAUCAAAUGUUUGUAAAGUCUACGUGGUCACAUACAUCAAGGUUUGUAUAUUCUACGUGGUCACAUACAUCAAAUGUUUGUAAAGUCUACGUGGUCACAUACAUCAAGGUUUGUAUAUUCUACGUGGUCACAUACAUCAAAUGUUUGUAAAGUCUACGUGGUCACAUACAUCAAGGUUUGUAUAUUCUACGUGGUCACAUACAUCAAAUGUUUGUAUAGUCUACGUGGUCACAUACAUCAAGGUUUGUAUAUUCUACGUGGUCACAUACAUCAAAUGUUUGUAAAGUCUACGUGGUCACAUACAUCAAAUGUUUGUAAAGUCUACGUGGUCACAUACAUCAAAUGUUUGUAUAGUCUACGUGGUC
Molecule: messenger RNA, 3102 nt
Organism: Pecten maximus
Lineage: Eukaryota; Metazoa; Mollusca; Bivalvia; Pectinida; Pectinidae
Exons: 9
Coding region: 4-921 (305 amino acids)
Source: RefSeq, a predicted model, not a curated record